Messenger RNA from Racocetra fulgida, 654 nucleotides. The record is from the annotation of a GenBank genome assembly. Lineage: Eukaryota; Fungi; Glomeromycota; Glomeromycetes; Diversisporales; Gigasporaceae.
AUGAAGUUUGUUACGGCGGUGUUCAAGGCUUAUCUUAGCGAACAGAAUAUUGAUCAUUUAGGUAGUUCUCUCAAAAAAGCGGGAAUGGACAACAAACUUAUGGAAUUCUUCCCUCCUAACAAACGUGAUGAAGAAUAUUUUGCUCGUUAUUUUGAAGCUGAGGAUAUGAAGCAGCUUGUUGAGUAUCAUAAUCAAAAACAAAAAAAUUCAAUGAAAGAACAAACCAUUGAUCAUGUUAAAGAGAUGUUAAAAGCCGAAAACACCCCCACAGAGGAAUCAGACUUUGUGAAGGUCGUUUGGGAAUCAAUGAUGCAAGCUGUUGACUGGGGUUCUCGUGCAGAACAAAUUGAAUCACAAGCUUUGCGUCAAGUUAAACAAUGUUCCACUAUUCUCGGUGCAUUUGCUACCAAUCCGAAGACAGAACUUGCACUCAUACAAAAGGUUCAAACGUAUUGUUACGAAGAUACAAAAUUGAUGAAACAUUUUCGUCAAAUUGUACAAAUUCUGUAUAAUGAAGACGUUGUCUCAGAAAGUGCUAUUUUAUAUUGGUUUGAAAAAGGUGCUGUAAAUAGCGGCAAGACGGUAUUUUUGAAACAAAUGGAGCCUUUUGUACAAUGGCUUAAAACCGUCGAUAGUGAGAGUGAAGAAGACUAA